AUGUAUUCAGUGUCUGCGGCGACCAAGCUGAUCAGUCAGGUCCGAGACGACGAUGCAUAUUUCGGGCUCGAUGAUGUUAUCGUUAGUGGAAUUUUGGCAGAGCGAGCCGGAGUGCCAAGAGUAUGCCUGAGUACCGCAUAUUUUGGGUACUCAGGUCUGGAACUAAACCAAUGCUGGCGCCAUCCACCAUUGAUAAUCUUAGCUGCUGGCGGUUUUGAAAGCGUGAAAUAUGCGCUUGACGAGGUGAACAGUGGAAUGACAAAGUGUAAUGAAACCAAUCGAGUGCUAUGGUGA
This is a messenger RNA of Anisakis simplex (herring worm), 294 nucleotides long. The record is from the annotation of a GenBank genome assembly. NCBI's taxonomy places the organism in Eukaryota, Metazoa, Nematoda, Chromadorea, Rhabditida, Anisakidae.